Molecule: messenger RNA, 1116 nt
Organism: Pelecanus crispus (Dalmatian pelican)
Lineage: Eukaryota; Metazoa; Chordata; Aves; Pelecaniformes; Pelecanidae
Source: RefSeq, a predicted model, not a curated record
GGCAGUUGGGAGCCUCCUUCGAGUUGUCGGUCGAGCCGGAGAUGCUGGUGGUGGAACACGGCGGGUCGAUCCGGUUGAAGUUGAAGACGACGUGCCAGGAUCCCGAAGCAUCUGGCAAUGUGGAGACGUCGGUUCGGAAGCAGGUGGUGACGAUGGGGCCCACAGAGAUGGUGGUGGACCUGCUCAACAUCACCACGUGGAACACCAGCGUCCUCUGCUUCUACAACUGCAACGGUUCCAGGAAGGUGUUGACCAUGAAACUCAUCACCUACCGUGCGCUGGAGCCGGCGGUGCGGGAGCCGAUACCGCAGCUGCAGGUGGGUCAGCGCCAUGAGCUGGCAUGCCACGUGGCCAACGUUGUACCGAAGCAGAACCUGACGAUGAUCCUGUGGCGGGGCAGUGAGAUACUGCGCACCAAAACCUUUGAGAAUUACAGCCAGGACAAGCCGGAGGAGGCACGGCUGACCUACAGGCUGACGGCAGAGCGCCAGGACAAUGAGCAGAACAUCACCUGCCAGGCGCUGCUUGACCUGUCACCCUACGGCCCACGGUUCAACACCACCUCCAACCCGCAGACGUUGACCGUCUAUGGUAAGCCGGCACUGGCAUCUUACUGGCGUUUGCUCUGCUGCGGUUGUGGCAACUGGCUCAUCCUGGGGUGUUUCCCUCUGGUGGCAGAAUUCCUGAAGGAUCCUGAGCUGGAGCCUCUCAUCAACCUGGAGAUUGGCGAGACGGUGAACACCAGCUGCACUGUCAGUGACAUCUUCCCGGUGGCACAGUUCGAGCUGUCGCUCGCCAACCAGACCCUGCCGCUCUCCAUCAGCCAGGACGGGCACCGGGCCACCGCCGAGGUGUCCCAGAGUGAGCCAGGGACCUUCAAGCUGGUUUGCACCGUGAGGGUUGGACCCAUCGAGCGGUGGACGGAGGCGACCAUCCAGGUCUACCCGCAGAUCCACGCCGCCAACCGUGUCCCGGAGACGUGGGGACCAUCCCCACGGAACUUCACCCUGACGGUGAACAGAAACGAUAAUGGGAUGGAGCUGAGCUGCGAUGCCAGGCUACCCUUUGGCAGGAAAGCCUCAAAGAGGAGCGUGCCCAUCCGGCUCAACGUCACUG